Odontomachus brunneus is the source of this 5819-nucleotide messenger RNA. Its product is annotated as putative leucine-rich repeat-containing protein DDB_G0290503. Gene Ontology annotation, cellular component: centrosome. The coding region runs from base 324 to 4448 and encodes 1374 amino acids. Lineage: Eukaryota; Metazoa; Arthropoda; Insecta; Hymenoptera; Formicidae. The record is from RefSeq and is a predicted model, not a curated record. The transcript is spliced from 11 exons. Gene Ontology annotation, biological process: centriole replication.
CGGUGACGUAGAGGCGUGAAUCGCGCGAGUGCGUAUAAACGCAGUAGCAGCAGCAGUGAUUGCAACAGUAAUAGCAACAGUGCCCGUCUCGGUUCCCGUUCGAUUCCCCCCGUUGAGGGAUGUGCGCGUCGCCGCGCGCUCCUCCCGUACUCGUCGUCGCGCGCGCCGCGACGCGAUAGCCCGCGCGCGGUGUAGUAUAUCGUAGUAUACAACACCGUGACCCACUUGUUGCGUCUAGGUUAUGGCGUUAUAAACAAAAAUAUGCUGCGCACAGACGCGUCCAGUCACACGACUGUUCACUCGUGAGCUGGUGGGCACAGGGCAUGGAGGCGGGCCCGGGCCUGAGCCUGUUCCAGGGCUCGGACAACAUACAGCUGAACGCGGCGAUGCAGGGCCACGAAGAGGAUGAGGAACAAGAGGAAAUCAAACGGCGCGACAAGGAGAUCCAAGAUCGCAUGAAGAAUAUAUUUGACGGUUUGGAGGACGAUGACGAUGCCAGUUCUAUUGAGAGUAGUUACUACCAGGACAGUGUCAAAGACACAGACCAUAUCAAUACAGCGAUCAACUCUAGCCUGCAAUUGGCAACACCUACCAUGGAACAGGUGGUGCAAUUACAGAAGGAUUUUGCUGUUAGCAAUAGCGUGGAGAAUCUGAACAAUUAUGAUCUCGAUGGGAUGACGAAUCACAGAUCAGAUUCCGACGUGGAUGGUGGUGGUAAUGGUGGUGGAAUAAUGCAGCCCAAUGCGACAAGCGAAUUUCACUUGCACAGACCAACGGGGACCCCGUUUGUCAACAACCGAUCGAACGACAGCAACAGUACUAUGCUGGAAACACCAUACGAAUUGACAAAACCCCCGAACGCUGGAUACACCCGUAAGAUGUAUCACAAGCAGGUCGAGGAGUGCACAUUCGGGGAGAAUUAUCCUUACAUCUACGAAACACCGUCGAGUCAUUAUAACACGCAUCCGAACAAGUACUCGAACAACGGUUUCGCGGACAGAUAUCAGAAUAAUGUACAAAGCAAGCAGACUCACGAGUUCGGAGGAGGCGACAACGCUACCUCGGAUCACAUGAACCACUGCUAUAAGACUAGUCCAAAUGGCAGACCAACGGACGACAAUGUAGCGUACAAAACUGCCGAAUACGACAGCAAAGAGCAACUGGAAGUGAUGUAUAUGGUGCGAACGAGGGAGAUUGAGCGUUUGACGGAGGAGCUGCAGCAGUUACAGAUAGAAAAAGAGGACGAGAAGAAUCAAUUGGACAGGAAAUUAAUGCUACUUCAAACGGAAGUUAGCAGAACGAACAUCUCAAAGAAUGAAGCGCAACAAGCUCUUGUUGAUGCUAAGGCUGAGAUAGCUAAUCUGCAAAUGCAAAUGGAGUCUCUGAAAGAAAAGAACGCGAUUUUGGAGAAGACAAAUCAAAAUGUGACAGAAGAAUUGAAUAUCGCGAGGGGCUCUGUUAUGGAUCUGCAACAGAAAAUUGCCGUAUUGGAAAGAGCACAGGCAUUGCAGACGAAUGACAAGAUGCACGAAAAAUUUCUAAAACAGGCACAAGAGAAACACGCGGUCGAAAUGAGAAAUAUGCAGACACAAAUAGACGUUCUCACAGACAAAUUAAACGCCAAGGAAACGUCAUAUGUCGCUCUUGAACAUAAAUUAGACGAUGUACGAAGAGCGCACGAGACUCUCAUGGUCGAAAAGGGAGAUAACAUGAAUCGACUGGCACAAGCGUUGGAGGAAAGUCAAACUCAAUGCCGCAAUCUUAUGGCCACGAAUAGUGCCCAGCAAGUGAUGCAAUUACAAGCGCAGGUGAAAAUGUUGAGUCAAGAAAAAGAAGAGUUGCACAAAAACAUAAACGAAUUACAGAACAAACUAGAAGUGGCUAAGAAUGACGUAGCGCAAUACGAUUCAUUGCUCGCUUUAGAAGACGAAUCUGAUUCGAUUAGACAGAUGAAAUUAGGUGAACUUCAUAAUAAAUUAAGGUCGAAACCUACUGACGACAUUAUGAAUAAAUUAAAGGGCGAACUACAGAGGUGCGUGGCUAAUCAAGCUUUAAAAAGAAAAGAAAUAAAUCGUUUGGAGAACACUUUGUCUCAACGAGAGAAAGAGUUAAGUAAAGCCAUGAUAGCGAGCGAGUCGUGUCGCCAGGAAGCAGCACGAUAUGCCAAACGAGUUAACGAAUUAGAACAAGAGCUGAAGUCUGUGUUAACAGAUCAGGCUAUGAAAGCGAAUGCUCAAAUACAAAAGUUGUCUGACCACUUGAACGACGUGAAGACAAAAUAUGAAUUGUUACGCGACGAAAAAAUGAGCUUAGAACAAAAAUUGGAGGAAACUUUAGCUGUUAAUCAAGAAACACUGAAAAAAUUGCAUCAAGAGACUAUGGAACAACAAGAGAAAGAAACUAUCGAUGAGUAUAAUAAAGAAUACUUAGAAAUACAUGCUAAGGCCAUAGAGAGAGUAAAACAAGAAGCACAAGUGGAGAUAGUACAAUUAUCUGUACAACUAGAGCAAACGGAAAAAGAAUUAGAUCGUGUAAAAACAUUGUACAUAGACGUUUGCGGAACGAAAGAGCAAUUAAUAAACGAGCACAAGAAUGAGCUCAAAAUGUUAAAGAAUAAAUACGCUACGAUAGAAUCUCAUCAAAAGAAUGUAGAUAAAUUGGAAAGCGAACUGCAAAUACAAGUUAAACAAUGUAGUAAGCUAACCAACGAAUGUGAAUCUUUCAAGAAUAAAAUAAUCGAACUUGAGAAAAAUCUGGCUCAUGAAAGAAGAAAGAAGGAGGAUCAUACGAGAAGAAUACAUUCAGAGAUAGAGAGAGCAAAAGAAGAAGCGUUAAAUGAACUGAGAAAUGCGCACCCAAAUCAAGAAGUAAGCUUUCGCCUGCCGGAUCAUUGUUCUGAGCAUCUCGAGAAAAUUAAUCAACUACAAGAAGAUUGUAAACGUUUGGAAGAGAAACUUCAAAUCGCUAUGCAGGAGCAGAAAAAAUUAUCCGAAUAUCAAACUGAAUUGGACGAUGCUAAAUUAAAGAUAGCACAGGUGGAAAUUUCGCAAGAAUCCUGGAAGAAGAAAUACGAGAAUACAGUCAAUGAGAGGAACGAUCUCUUAGCUAAUAUUUCCAAAUUGAAUUUAGAAUUAUCGAAUCUGAAACGUACAGCAAAAUUGGAAGACUUGGAUGAUGUGAAGUUGAAAAUUACUCGUUUUCAAAUGGAGAAUGAAGCGCUGAAAAGUCGAUGCGACAGUCUGCUCGACGAAAAAAACACGUGUAGAGAAAAAAUCGGCGAACUGGAAACGGAAUUGUCCACCACGAAGAAGAAAAUCGGUAGCCUCGAAACUAGGAUACGAAAAAGCGGUGAUAUCUCAUUGAAUUCGAAAAGCGAAUUAGAAAAGGAGCUUUCUCAUUAUAAAGAUUUAGUCGCACAAUUGUCUAGGCUAAAUAAUUCGAAAGAAGGACAUAUGAACGGAUCGGUGCUGGAACAAAGGAUACAACAACUCGAGCAGGAUUUGUAUGACAAGAACGAGAAACUGAAUAGGCUGAAGGAUCUCGAGAAGAUUAAAGACGAACGAGACGAACUUGUCAUAAAGUUACGCGAUCAAGCUAAACAGUUUCAACAAUACGUAAAAAGUCAAAACCAAGUAUCAGAGUUGAAUCUGUCGCCUCGUAGCGUAACUGAUAGCGCGGAUCUUCAGAAAAUGAAAGAAACCACGGCGAAAGAAGUGCGAGAAGAAAUGGAACAAAAAGUAGUAAAGGAGCUAAGGGGGAUUGGAGAGCAACAUCUCGAGAAGAGAAAAGAAUUGGAGCAGAAAUACAAAACUCGAUUGUUAGAAUGGCAAACGAAGUAUAACGAGAAGGAUCAGGAUACGAAAACCCUACAGAAGGAGUUGAUAGCAGAGAAGAUGAAAAUCGGACAGAUUAGUCAAGUUAGUCAAACUAUGAAGAACAAACUGGAGAUCUGCAAUCGAGAACUACAGACGCGCAUCGAGAAGCUGGAAGAAGAUCUGAAACAAAAAGAGAACGAGAUCGAGGAAGAGAAAAACUUGAUGGCCCAAAUGAUAACUACAUGGGUCGACGAAAUUAAUAAAAUUAAAGCUAGAGAGAUAGAGAUGAACCAAGAGAUACAUAACCAGAAAUCUAAAGAGGAAGAGUUGGGUAACGAGAUUAAAACGCUGAAAGAUAAAGAGAAAAGCAUAAGGAGCGAUAUAGAUCUAUGGAAACAGAAAUAUCAAAGGGCGAAAAAAACUGCGUACAAGUAUAAGAAUUACGCCGAACAGAGGAAAAAUUUCUUGUCGGAUGAAUGCAAACGUAUCGAGAACGGAUACAAAAAGGCCAUAAAUCAAGUACAACAAAACUUUCAGGCGCGGGAGGAACGAUACGUCUCGAAAGUUAAAGAACUUGAACAUCAGUAUACAGAAAGAAUGGAACAAAUGCGACUUACACUAGUACAAAAAUAAAUGUUAAAGUACGUACUAAGUAUUCUCUCAGUAUGCAAUAUAGUUUUUUUCUUCUUGGCGUAAGAAACGGUAAAGUGUAGUUACAGAGGCUAGGUAUUUUCUUUAAUUUAAAGCACUAUAUUGUACAACAUCUUAAUAUAACAGAGAUUUUGCGCGUUAGGGACCAAUAUAUACGUAGACAAAAUUCAUAUAUCAGUAGAAUUAUUAUUACCACGUUCGCCGGCUUCGAUUUUCGUCGAAGUAGCAGGACGUGAAUAUAGUUUUAUAGUUAAACGUCUGAAGUACAAGUAUUUGAUUAAUCAUCAUCCGAGCAUUCUAACUGGAUAGGAAGAUUUAUACAUAUUGUUAGUUGAUACGACGAAUGCAAUUAGGGCUGUAAAAAAGGAAGAAUAGGAAGAAAUCGCUAUAAUGUUAUAUCGUAAUUUUAUAACGCAUCUGUAAUUUAUAAAGCGAAAAGAGAUACAAUGUAAACUCAUGAACAAAAGAAGAAAAGCUUUAGUUACGUUUUUCUACCAUGCAUUAUGACAUAAUAUGAUAUUGCAAGACUGGAUCUUUAUUGGAUCUUUCUCUCUUUUUUUCGCUCAUGAAGUUAGAGUAGAGAGAGUUUUAAAACAUAGAUUUUAAGAGAAACUUUAAUCCUCCUUGCCUCUUCUAUACGUCAAACAAAAAAACUAUUCCGACAUAAGUCAUUGCUAACAAUGUUUACUUUUUGAGUAUUAGGCGUCUAUUUACAUUUUAUACAUACGUCACGCUAAGAUAAUCUCUAUCAAGAUUGUUCAAAAUGCGACUCUUUUACAAUAUGGAAACUUGCUCUACUCGUAACAAUUUUUAUAUAACUGGACGAAAUCUCUAAAUUGUAUUACAAAUUUUUAAUAUGUUAGGCAGCAGGACUGAGUAGCGAAGAUCUGCGUUAUACUUUAGGUGUGUAUAUUUAAGUAAUUAUAAUUGCUCUCUCUCGGACGUUUAAAGUAUCCAAAGGUGUUCAGUAUCAUCUCUUUUCUUAGAAGAUUUUACGUGAAGCACCUCUAAUCAAAUGAAACAAGAUGUCAUAAUUCGUCUCUCAAUUUUUACUUUGCUUAUUUCUUAUGAUAUUGUGUGCAAUCUCCAAUCGCCAAUUAUAAGAAACUUAUCGAUAUCGGCAAAUCGCGAAGUAUAAUAUAAAUUAAAUGCGCCUGUAUAUCUAGAAUUUUGGUAAGAAUGUUCGACAUAAUGAUACAUCGCGCGUGUCGUACGUUUAAAUAAGUAAUUAUUAACUUACCAGUGUCACUGGAUAUAGAGAGUAUUAUUAAUAUUAAUUAGUUAUGUAUUUUUGUAUGUAGAGUCAUUAAUUUAUUUUUUUGUAAUAAAGAAUUUUAUGUCUCUGUCGAAAUA